AUGUCCCAACAACCACCUUCUUCUUCACCUCGUCCUCAUCAUCAUCAACACCCACAACUCACCGAUACAGUCCUCAUGGUGAGACCUGUGGAUUUUGCUUUUAAUGAACAAACUGCUGUAGAUAAUGAAUUUCAGAACAGAAUUGAGGAUAAAUCGGCUUCUCAAAUUCGAGAUGAUGCUCUCUCUGAAUUUGAACAGAGCGUGAAGAAUUUGCGAGAGGCCGGUGUUCAAGUUUUGGUUUUGGAGGCUCCUAAAAGUCCACUCUCUACCAAAGUUCCUGAUGCUGUUUUCCCAAACAACUGGUUCUCAACCUGUGAUGACGGAACAGUGUUUACCUAUCCCAUGUUCACACAGAAUCGAAGAGCUGAAGUUGAACGUUUGAAUGAUGUCUUGGAAUUGUUGAAAGGAGCCAAUCUCACUGUUUCUCGUGUUAUUGAAAUGCACAACGAACCAUCAUCGAUGGCUUUGGAAGGUACCGGUUGUAUGGUCUUUGAUCAUUUGAAUGGUGUUGUGUAUGCCAAUUUGUCAGAGAGAUGUCAUGCCAAACAAUUAGAAAAGUUUAUUCAACACACUAACGGGGCUAAAACCGAGUUGGUGACAUUCAGAACCAAGAGCUCGAAUGGAAAGGAGUUCUAUCAUACAAACGUCAUGCUCAGUAUUGGCGAAGAUUUUGCCAUUGUUUGCUCAGCAGUCAUUGUUGAAGAGGACAGAGAGAAAGUAAUGUCAGCAUUGAGAAAAUCAAGAAAAACCGUGAUUGAUUUGACCAUUGAGCAAACUGAAAAGUUCAUGUGUGCCAAUGUCCUGCAAUUGUGCACAAAGACUGGAGGAAAAGUUAUUGUCAUGUCUGAUUCUGCAUACAACGGAUUUACUGAAGACCAACGAAACAUGUUAGAAAAGGAACACGGAAAGAUCGUAGUAUUCCCAAUUAGCAAAACUAUUGAAAAGAUUGGUGGUGGUAGUGCACGAUGCAUGGUUGCAGAGGUUUUCAACCCUUCUCAGACCGAUGUCAAAUAA
This is a messenger RNA of Naegleria fowleri, 1014 nucleotides long. RefSeq lists its product as uncharacterized. Lineage: Eukaryota; Heterolobosea; Eutetramitea; Acrasida; Naegleriidae. Bases 1 to 1014 code for a protein of 337 amino acids. The transcript has a single exon. The record is from RefSeq and is a predicted model, not a curated record.